Ylistrum balloti is the source of this 832-nucleotide messenger RNA. Its product is annotated as probable palmitoyltransferase ZDHHC24. The record is from RefSeq and is a predicted model, not a curated record. Gene Ontology annotation, molecular function: palmitoyltransferase activity. Lineage: Eukaryota; Metazoa; Mollusca; Bivalvia; Pectinida; Pectinidae. The transcript has a single exon. Bases 1 to 822 code for a protein of 273 amino acids.
AUGGAGAGGCUAACGGUAACAGGUAAACACUGUGACAGUCUCGCCUUCAACAUUUUCCUGUUCGGUGGAAUUUUUCUCUUGUGUUAUGAAGCCUUAUUCGUUCUGCCUUCUUAUGAUCCUGGAAAGGUCCAGUAUGUAUGGUUACACUACAUUGUAGCCGGGUGGCUUGCCUUUAGUAUCUAUGGAAACAUGUACAAGCUAAAAACCACGAAUAUUGUGUAUAAAGGACGGAGGGAUGACGGAGUGAUUUCCAACAAACCUCGCGGAUGGAAAUACUGUCGCGUGUGUGUAAUGGACACUCCUCCACGGUCACACCACUGCAAAGUCUGUAAUGUAUGUAUCCUUAAACGGGACCACCACUGCUGGUUUGCUACUGGUUGUAUCGGUUACCAUAACCACCGUUAUUAUGUUGUCAUGGUAACGUAUAUGGUCAUAACCGGUGUGUAUUGUAACUUGUUCAACUCCGACUUCGUGAGUUCCGUUACGGGAGGCUUUAGUGUGUUAAAUGUGAUAUGGUUCAUGGGACCACACGUAGGAUGGGUGUUUGGGUACUUGGACGGCUACGAAUUUUUCGUCUACACGCUUAGCUCUGCCGGGAUAAUAAUGACGGUGCUGUUUACAUGGCUUCUAGUAAUACAAAUUAUACAGAUACGCAGUGGACAGACUAAAUAUGAGAGAACUAUGGGAAUACACAAUUACAACAUCAGAAGACAAUGGAAUACGGAGGAAGUGUUUGGGGAGAAGUCAUUUCUUGUGUUUCUGUCACCAUUUUUGAAUUCUGCUUUACCGGGAGAUGGCAUCAUAUUUAGUUCCGCAGAUUGAAAUGAAAACA